Messenger RNA from Arabidopsis arenosa, 1100 nucleotides. Lineage: Eukaryota; Viridiplantae; Streptophyta; Magnoliopsida; Brassicales; Brassicaceae. The record is from the annotation of a GenBank genome assembly.
AAUUAAUUAUUCAGAGAAAGAGAGAAACAGAGAAAAAUAUGGAGAGAAGCUUGAAGAAGAUGAAGAACAAUUACAACAACUCGAUAAAGAGCAAUCUUAUGAAAGAUGAUGAAAUGUUUCAUGUGAUUCACAAAGUUCCUUGUGGAGAUACUCCUUAUGUCAGAGCCAAACAUGCUCAGUUGAUAGAGAAGAACCCGGAGAUGGCAAUAGUGUGGUUUUGGAAAGCCAUCAACACUGGAGACAGAGUAGACAGUGCUCUCAAGGACAUGGCUGUUGUAAUGAAACAACUUGACCGUUCUGAAGAAGCUAUUGAAGCUAUCAAAUCAUUCCGUCCUCGUUGUUCCAAGAACUCCCAAGAUUCCCUUGACAAUGUCCUCAUCGACUUAUACAAGAAAUGCGGGAGAAUGGAGGAGCAAGUUGAGUUGUUGAAGAGGAAGCUAAGGCAGAUCUAUCAAGGGGAGGCUUUCAAUGGUAAACCCACCAAGACCGCUCGCUCUCACGGCAAAAAGUUUCAAGUGACCGUUCAACAAGAAAUCUCAAGAUUACUGGGUAACUUGGGGUGGGCAUAUAUGCAACAAGCCAAGUACUUGUCGGCAGAAGCGGUAUACAGAAAAGCCCAGAUGGUUGAGCCAGAUGCAAACAAAUCGUGCAACUUAGCGAUGUGCCUUAUCAAACAAGGCAGGUUUGAGGAGGGGAGAUUGAUUCUUGACGAUGUUCUCGAGUCUAGGGUUUUGGGUGCGGAUGAUUGUAGAACAAGGCAACGGGCCGAAGAGCUUCUGAGUGAAUUAGAGUCUUCGCUACCACGGAUGCGAGAUGCUGAGAUGGAGGAUGUCUUGGGGAAUAUUUUAGACGAUGAUUUUGUUCUUGGGCUUGAACAGAUGACAUCCACUAGUUUUAAAUCGAAGAGACUCCCAAUCUUCGAACAGAUCUCGUCUUUUAGAAAUACAUUAGUUUGCUAGUUUAUUCAUUUUGUGUUUUCUUAUGUAUCAUAUACCUUUGCUGCUUUAUAGUUUUGAUGAGUUGGUAAAUAUGUGUUAUGUUUCUCUAUAGUGACUUUGUAUAUACAACAAUAAUAAUGGGAAUAAAGUCAUUUAAGUUUC